Solanum stenotomum is the source of this 786-nucleotide messenger RNA. RefSeq lists its product as uncharacterized. NCBI's taxonomy places the organism in Eukaryota, Viridiplantae, Streptophyta, Magnoliopsida, Solanales, Solanaceae. The transcript has 2 exons. The coding region runs from base 1 to 786 and encodes 261 amino acids. The record is from RefSeq and is a predicted model, not a curated record.
AUGGAGGUGACUCACUUAUUAAAUGCUGAUGACACUAUGGUUUUCUGCGAAGCUGAACAAGAACAAAUUUGCUACCUAAGGGUGAUACUGGUGAUCUUUGAAGCUUGCUCUAGGUUGAAGAUUAAUUGGAGGAAAAGCAAUAUUUUUCCAGUUAAAGAGGUGCAACAAAUUCAGCCUCUAGCAGAUAUUUUGAGGUGUAGGAUAGAGGAUUUGCCCAUAAUUUAUUUGGGAAUGCCAUUGAAUGCUAAUCACAAAGCUGUGAAUAUAUGGGAUGGAAUAAUAGAGAAAUCACAAAAAAGACUAGCUCUUUGGAAAUCACAAUACCUUUCCUUGGGAGGUAGAGUUGUUUUGAUCAAUGUAGUCCUAGAUUCUCUACCAACAUAUGUAAUGUGUUUAUUUCCCAUCCCCAGUGAGGUGGUGAAAAUCUUAGACAAGUUGAGGAGGGAUUUCUUAUGGCAAGGAAGCAAGAUUGAGAAAAGUUUCAACCUGGUAAAAUGGAGCGCAGUUCAGCAAAGCAAGAGUUUUGGAGGUCUAGGAGUAAGGAACCUAAAGCUUUAUGAUAAGAGUUUACUUAUCAAAUGGCUAUGGAGAUUUACUCAAGCAAAUCAGUCCUUGUGGAGGGAGAUUAUCCUUCAUAAGUAUGGUCCGGAGGGGCAGAGCUGGCUCAUGCUGAACAUACUGCAGACUUGCUUAGCUGUUGGAUCAGAAGAGGAGGAAGCAAAAGCCAAAAAAUAUGGUGGAGAACAGUCCCAGCCUGCAUCUGGUGGACCAUUUGGAAGGAGUUGA